Molecule: messenger RNA, 1566 nt
Organism: Cicer arietinum (chickpea)
Lineage: Eukaryota; Viridiplantae; Streptophyta; Magnoliopsida; Fabales; Fabaceae
Product: tRNase Z TRZ2, chloroplastic
Source: RefSeq, a predicted model, not a curated record
AACUCAAUAGUUUUGUUGAGUACUAGGGAGUGAGUAAACCUUAUCUUCCCCAAACACACAACACUGAUCAUCAGUGUCUCAAUACAGUUUCCAAAACCCACUCUAAACCCUUUCCUCUAUUCUCUCCACCAUGACAAUCCUUCCACUUCGAAAUUUCACCAUCCAAAUGCAAAUCUCUCUCACAAAUUCCCCUUUCAAACCCCCUAAAUUCUUUCCAUUUCACAACCCCAUUUUCUCACCAAAACAACCCAACCACCAUAUUUCGUUGCAAGUCGUCAAUUCCAUUAAAGGUUCAUCAGGUUAUUUAUCCGAAAUCAGCAAAGCAAUCGAUUACGAGGAACAGUACCGUGUGGCACGCUCACAGGUUAACCGUAAAGGUUUGGUGGACUUGGAAGGUUAUUCCAUUGAAGGAGUUUCGAUUGGUGGACAUGAGACGUGUAUUGUAAUUCCUGAAUUUAAGUGUGCUUUUGAUAUUGGAAGGUGCCCAACUAGAGCUAUUCAUCAAAAUUUUGUUUUUAUCACUCAUGCUCAUCUUGAUCACAUUGGUGGGCUGCCAAUGUAUAUAGGAAGCCGUGGUUUGUAUAAUUUAAAACCUCCCACGGUAUUUGUACCUCCUUGCAUCAAAGACGACGUUGAGAAGUUGCUCGAUGUUCACAAGAAAUUGGGCCAAGUUGAACUCAACGUUGAAUUGGUUGCUCUAGAUAUCGGGGAGACAUAUGAACUACGGAAUGACCUUGUUGUUCGACCAUUCAAAACACAACAUGUUAUACCAAGCCAGGGUUAUAUAAUCUACUCAAUUAGGAAAAAGCUGAGGAAACAAUACAGUCACUUGAACGGGAAACAAAUUGAGAAAUUAAAAAAGUCAGGCGUUGAGAUUACAGACACUAUAUUAUCGCCUGAGGUGGCCUUCACUGGGGAUACAACAGCAGAUUUUAUGCUUGACCCACUUAAUGCUGAUGCAUUGAGAGCAAAAGUUCUUAUAACCGAGGCAACUUUUCUAGAUGAUUCCACCAGCAUAGAUCACGCACGCCAACAUGGUCAUACACAUAUAUUUGAGCUCAUUGAAAAUGCUCAGUGGAUUCGCAACAAAGCAGUUCUGUUGACUCAUUUUUCAUCAAGAUACAAUAUAGAGGAUAUUCGUCAAGCUGCAUCAAAAUUGCAGUCCAAACUGUCAGCAAAAGUGGUUCCUCUUACAGAAGGCUUCAAAUCGUUAUACUCUUAGGUGUUCAAAAUCAAUACAAGUUGUGCCAUUAUUCUUAUAUCAAUGAGCACCUAGAGAAAGAAUAUAACAAGUUUAUGAAAAAGAAUGUUACCGAUUUCAUAGUUUCUUGUAAAUUAGAGAAUUGUAUCUGUAAUGUAAUUACAGUUAGUUCAUCGCUAGAGAUGCUGAAUGGCCUAACAUUAAGUCUGUUGCGUAUGUGUCUAAAUGUCACGCAGUUCAUUUAGAUGAUUUUUGGUCCAAAACAAUGGUUUCUGUUAGAUGCAUGUGAAACUAGACACUAGGCAUAGAUAGGUUAUAUUCAUAAAGAUAUUAUUUGUCGUUGAAAUAAACAUUAUUUUUCAAAA